Messenger RNA from Hypomesus transpacificus, 824 nucleotides. Its product is annotated as glypican-1-like. The coding region runs from base 420 to 809 and encodes 129 amino acids. Gene Ontology annotation, biological process: regulation of protein localization to membrane; negative regulation of fibroblast growth factor receptor signaling pathway; cell migration. Gene Ontology annotation, molecular function: fibroblast growth factor binding. The record is from RefSeq and is a predicted model, not a curated record. The transcript is spliced from 3 exons. NCBI's taxonomy places the organism in Eukaryota, Metazoa, Chordata, Actinopteri, Osmeriformes, Osmeridae. Gene Ontology annotation, cellular component: plasma membrane; extracellular region; cell surface.
UCGAACGAGUGUCACAGCCGGUAGAGCAUCGUUACAGUGAAACAGAUCGGACCCUUCAUUCCCGCUGAACCUUCGCCGCGCUCCCCGUCCUUGGAUCCCCUCGAGAAAUCUCAAGGUGAGACAAACAGUCGAAUCAAGCGACUGAACAUCGAGACGCCGGACACAUUUGAGAUGCACUGGCUCAACACAGAUGCGUGAUUCUUUAAUUGGGUCACUCUAGUUAAAGGCUCCGCUGUCUGCGUCGUGCGUGCUCAAGACUUGCACUUGUUUCGAGCAGUAGCGCGCGGAGAAAGGAGCGGAGCCCUAUCAACAAGAGAGGACGUGGAGCAGGUAUUACAGGGGGAUUCUGACAAACGGGAGUAAUUCUCUCGCUCAGUCACCUGCCUGAUUUUUCCUCGGCGGCCCCAGUAACGGUCGGGAUGGCGGGGAUGGAUUCGUACGUGAUUGUUAUUCUGGUCCUCUGCGCUGUAACUGCGCUGGGGAAUGGGGACGACGGGAUCACCAAAGCCCGGAGUUGUUCGGAUAUCAGGAAGUUUUACACUGGCAAAGGCUUCAGUCUGGACGAAGUUCCCAUGUCUGAAAUAUCAGGGGAGCACCUGCGAGUCUGCCCCCAAGGCUACACCUGCUGCACCAGUGCGAUGGAGGAGUCCCUGGCCAACCUGAGCCGCAUGGAGACCGAGCGCUCCAUCAAGGUCUCCGGACAGAUCCAGCAGGCCAUCAUCAACGCCCACUACAAGGCCUUUGACGGUGAGGGUGUGUUCUCUCCAGUGGGAAGUGGGUUUAGGUUUGUCACAGUGUCGUAUGUUUAGAUACGUCCCAUGUGG